AUGCGUGUCACGCGAGGCCGCGCCAAAGCUACCCAGUCGGCGUCAACCACCCCUCCACCGUCGCUUGGAGUCGCCAAUGGGGCGUCAACACGCUCUACUCCGGAUACCUCUGCGAUCGACGAAGACGAGGUGGUUGCUCUCCCCAAGAAAACCGCAAAGGGCCCUACUGCCUCCAAAAGCAAAGGCAAGAAGCGUGCGUUGGAGACCGAGUCUGAGGGGGAGACUGUGCCGACUUCGAGAGCGGCCAAGCGGCGUGCUGGGAACCGGUCGCGUACAUCGAAAUCCUUCGAGGAAGCUUUCUCAGGUACGCAACCUUUCGAAGGGGUUUUGUACGGUGUCCUCAGGACUAGGCGUUCGAGUAGGAAGAUCUCGCCAACCAUCAUCCCUGAUUCCGAGGAGGAAGACCUCUUGCUCAUGGAGUCCGACCCUAGUGAAUCUGAGUUUGAGCCUGAGGAUGGGAGCGACGUAGAGCAAUUCGACACUUCAGAUGAAGAGACCAUGGUCCAGGAGGCCCUCCUGCAAUCUGUCAACGCCGCUCGCGAAGAGGCUGACCGCCGUGCAGGUGUGUCUAGCACGGGCCGGCCACCCGUCAACAGUGCCGCAGCGAAGAGGGCUGCCGCAGCAGAGAGACGGCUCGCGAAGGCGUGUGCGCAUGACGGGAACUACGCCUCCACAGGAGAGGACAUCUUGUCUCUCUCGGACGACGACGACUCAGCCGAAGAACCCCUCUCGAACAAGGGCAAGGGUAAAGGCAAGCCAAAGGUGAAGGCAAUGACCAUCCAAGACCUCCGGAAUGCCAGGAAAGAGGCAAGGGCAACACGCGCCGGUGGUCGCAAUGCGAAGGAAGAGAGAGCGUUGCGGAAACAGCUGGGACGGAAGCUCACUUAUGCGGAGAAAGCCACCAUCGCCCUUCAGAAGAACCAUCCGGAAUUGAAGGAUGUCUGGGGUGAUUUGGAGAGACACGUCAAGAUCGUCGAACCAAAGCGAGGCGAGCAACCCGCCGAUCUCAAAGUCCAACUCCUACCGUUCCAGCUAGAGAGUUUGUCGUGGUUCAAGGAGCAAGAAGCAGGUCCUUGGAGUGGCGGAAUGCUUGCAGUGCGUACUGGUCCCUCUAUGGGCAAGACCAUUCAGAUGAUUGCACUCCUACUUUCCGAUUUCGGAUCGAGACCGAAUCUAGUCGUAGCGCCCACUGUUGCCAUUAUGCAAUGGAGAAACGAAAUCGAAACGCAUACAGCAAGCAAGUUGAAGGCGCUCGUCUGGCACGGUUCAUCGCGCGAGUCAAGCGUUAAAGAGCUGCAGAAGUACGACGUGGUCCUCACUUCCUUUGCUGUUCUGGAGAGUUGUUUCCGGAAAGAACACAGCGGCUUCAAGCGCAAGGGUGUGAUCGUCAAGGAGAAGUCCCCUCUUCACCUCAUCAAUUGGCAUAGAGUCAUUUUGGAUGAAGCCCAUAACAUCAAAGAGCGACAGACGAACACAGCGAAAGCUACUUUCGAGCUCAAGGCCAAGUAUCGUUGGUGUCUUUCGGGCACUCCGCUUCAGAAUCGUGUCGGCGAGCUCUACAGUCUAGUUCGUUUCCUUGGCGGAGACCCGUUCUCAUAUUACUUUUGCAAGAUGUGUGACUGCAAGUCUCUUCACUGGGUGUUCACAGACAAGAAGACCUGUGAUGACUGCGGCCAUAGCCCUAUGCAGCAUACAUGUUUCUGGAACAACGAGAUUUUGACCCCCAUCCAGAAGAACGGCAUGCAGGGACCUGGUGCCGCCGCCUUCAAGAAACUGAGGAUUCUCCUCGAUCGGAUGAUGCUGCGUCGCACCAAAAUCCAACGAGCAGACGAUCUCGGACUUCCGCCGCGAACAGUCAUCAUCAAACGCGAGUACUUCAGUCCUGAGGAGAAGGAGCUCUACAAUUCUCUGUUCACGGACGCGAAAAGGCAGUUCACGACCUACAUAGAUUCUGGGACGAUCUUGAACAACUACUCCAACAUCUUCAGUCUGCUCACCCGCAUGCGGCAGAUGGCUUGCCAUCCCGAUCUCGUUCUGAAGAGCAAAAACAACGCUGGUGUGUUUGCAACCGACGAAGACGGAGAGGGCACCGUCUGCCGUCUCUGCAACGAGUUCGCCGAAGACGCCAUCCAGGCCAAGUGCAGGCACAUCUUCGACCGCGAGUGUAUCAAACAGUACUUGGAGGCUUCUGUCGAAGUGACGCCUGCAUGCCCUGUCUGUCACGUUCCGCUUACGAUCGACCUCGAGGCCCCCGCGCUAGAGCUCGGUGAAACCGAGACCUUGAAGGUCCGCCAGGGUAUACUUGGUCGCCUCGACCUCAACACUUGGCGGUCCUCGACGAAGAUCGAGGCUCUGGUUGAGGAGCUGAGCAAUUUGCGGCGGGAGGAUGCUACCACGAAGAGCAUCGUGUUCAGCCAGUUCGUCAACUUCUUGGACCUAAUCGCGUACAGGCUGCAGAGGGCCGGCUUUGUUGUUUGCCGUCUGGAAGGUACCAUGAGCCCCCAAGCUCGCGACGCUACCAUCAAGUACUUCAUGAACAACGUUCAUGUCACCGUCUUCCUCGUCAGUUUGAAGGCCGGUGGUGUCGCCCUCAACUUGACGGAGGCUUCUCGGGUAUAUCUCAUGGACAGCUGGUGGAACCCUGCUGUAGAGUUUCAGGCCAUGGAUCGUAUACACCGUCUGGGCCAGCACCGCCCCGUCAAGGCCAUCAAGUUGGUCGUCGAGGACAGCAUCGAGAGCCGUAUCAUCCAGCUGCAGGAAAAGAAGGCUGCGAUGGUUGAUGCUACGCUUUCUGCUGACGACUCGGCCAUGGGUCGAUUGACGCCUGAGGAUCUCGGUUUCCUCUUCAGACUCUAG
Epithele typhae is the source of this 2856-nucleotide messenger RNA. RefSeq names its product SNF2 family N-terminal domain-containing protein. Gene Ontology annotation, molecular function: ATP-dependent chromatin remodeler activity; ATP binding; metal ion binding. NCBI's taxonomy places the organism in Eukaryota, Fungi, Basidiomycota, Agaricomycetes, Polyporales, Epitheliaceae. The coding region runs from base 1 to 2856 and encodes 951 amino acids. The record is from RefSeq and is a predicted model, not a curated record. The transcript is spliced from 20 exons.